Molecule: messenger RNA, 326 nt
Organism: Cetraspora pellucida
Lineage: Eukaryota; Fungi; Glomeromycota; Glomeromycetes; Diversisporales; Gigasporaceae
Source: the annotation of a GenBank genome assembly
UUCUUACUGGUCUUCCUUCUGUCAAUUAUGGUGAAUCUUUCAGCUUUUCUCAUGGUCUUUCUGCUUCUCUCAUUCUUCCGGCGAUUAUGGUGGUAUCUUCUCUUGUGGUCUUUUUGCUUUUCUCAUUCUUUCGGCAAUUAUGGUGUAGAUCUUUCAGCUUUUCUUGUGGUCUUUCUGCUUCUCUCCUUCUGGCAAUUAUGAUGGCAUGUAUUGGAUCUUUUAGCUUUUCUUGUGGUCUUUCUGCUUCUUUUAUUUUUCUGGCGAUUAUAGUAGUAUUGAAUCUUUUGACUUCUCUUGUAAUCUUUCUGCUUCUCUUCUUCUGGUGA